AUGCUGACCGUAUGUUCGAAAAUGUUUUGGGUGACGGGUAUGGUGUCCACUUACCCUGGGACUUCCAGUGAUGAAGAGCCGAAGGCUGGCUCUCAUCCGGCGCCGACAGUCAGAUCCUGUAGCCGGCCAUCAGACACACUGACAAACAGGGUUCGCCCUCAGUCUUUCAGUUACUUCGACUACGUAGUCGUAGCGGCGUUGAUUUGUGGCAAGGCGUUCAGCCGACCGUGGCUGUUGCAGGGACACACUCGAUCUCACACCGGACAAAAGCCAUUCGGAUGUGCUCACUGUGGCAAAGCGUUCGCCGACCGUAGCAACCUUCGGGCUCACAUCCAAACGCACAACAGCCUGAAACGUCACAGGUGCUCGCGCUGCAGCAAGAGCUUCGCGUUAAAGAGCUAUAUGACCAAGCACUUGGAGUCGACGACCUGUUCCAAAGCGAACUGA
This is a messenger RNA of Soboliphyme baturini, 447 nucleotides long. Lineage: Eukaryota; Metazoa; Nematoda; Enoplea; Dioctophymatida; Soboliphymatidae. The record is from the annotation of a GenBank genome assembly.